CUGUUGACAAGAGGUUCCGGAAAGGCAACGCGAGAUUCGGGGGCUUUCUAGCGUCUGGCUAAUGGCAUGUGGGUCGCUAAUGGGAUCAGCGCGUUUGCUUUCCGGGGAACGAUGCCAAAAGCUCAGAAAUCUCCUCUGACGUGGUCGGAAUGCGUGUGCCCAAUUUGUCGGGAGAUCCUGCUGGAGCCGGUGACCCUGCCGUGUGAUCAUACCUUGUGCAGCCCAUGCUUUCAGUCGACUGUGGAGAAAGCAAGUCUGUGCUGCCCUUUUUGUCGAAAGCGCGUUUCUACCUGGGCACGCUACCAUGCCCGCUCUGGGACCUUAGUCAACAAAAAACUAUGGAACAAAAUCCAAAGUCAGUAUCCCGAGGAGUGCCAGAGGCGUGCUUGUGGGCAGGAGACAGAAGACUUGGAAGAUGAGUCUGUCACCUACCCUGAUCGGACUUUAUGCAAGCCCGGAGAAAUCAGACAAGAAUAUGAAGCAGAGAUCAGCAAGGCUGAGGCUGAGCGCAUUGCCCGAGAAGAGGCAGAGAGGAAAGCAAGUGAAGAGUACAUCCAGAAGCUGCUGGCAGAAGAAGAGGAGGAGCAGCGGCGUCUUGCAGAAGCCAUUCACAAGGAAAAAGAAGAACAGCUAAAACGAGAUGAAGAGUUGGCUCGGUCCCUUAGUUAUGAUCUGAAUGAGUCCAACAUAUCUAAUUCAUCAUCUGUAAUUAUUUCUCCAAUGGGGUCACCAACAGUUCACAAGCAUAUAAACACUUCAAAAUCCUGCAAGCGUUCAAAAGGCAAGGGAAGCCAGUCUAGAAACAUUGAGAGAUUUCUUUCGCCAAAGCAUCAGGGGGUUAUGAAUACUUCAAUAUACGAUGAAGUCAAUUUGAAUGUUCAGGACAUUAGUGCCAACGGUUUUCUAGUAGACGAUGAGGAUGAAAAUUCUAUGCCCACACUUUCACCACAGGAGACUUGGUCCACCCAUCAUAAUUCAAGCAAUGACACCGGCUUUAAUCAUCACAUAUUAGAUGCAGUGGAUUGUGACAGCCUGCAGAAUGGUGAUGCUACUACAAGUAAAGUACAGAAUGGCCUACAUCACUUCCCUGAUGGACUAAAUGGCGCAGGCAUCGGGGCAGGGAAGGAAGAGAGUGUUUCCAGUUGCUUGGAAAACUGCGAGACGCACAGUUCAUGUGUAUGGGACUCUUUAAUUGCCAGCACGCCUGAGCAACACCUUAAAGUAACACCCAAAAGAAAAUGUGAGGGGUACUCUAAUGACUCGGAGCCCAAAGUUAGUGGAAAACGGAAGAGGAUGCAUUUGGGAGAUCCUGAUGCUGGGCCUAGUCUACACGCAACACAAUUAACAGAUCGCGAAGAUCAUCUCUAUGACAGGAGGACGCAGGAGGAACAAGACAGGCUGCUGGCACUUCAGCUGCAGAAGGAGCUGGACAAAGAACAGAGCCAGGUGGUCAGGAAGAAGGGCUCUCCAGACGAAUACCUACUACGCCCCAAACGGAGAAACGAUCACCAAGAGUGUGAGGAACCUACAGCCCUUAAACAAGCUGGGCCAAAGACUCCCGGAGCGCAGGGCAGGGCCGGCAGAGCGCAGGGCGUGAGUAAUUCAGAUGAAAACAAAAAGCCCCCACCAAGGAGCAAAGUGACAUCGCCACUAAGUAGAAGGGCACGGGCGACCUCCGCUGCCGAGGCCUCCUCCUCCGAAGGGAUAAACAUUCUGAGGCCAAGCAACAAGCAGCAGACCAUAUUAGAACUUUUCCAAAGGUCUGUGGGGAAGUGAGCACUUACGUUGCCGAUCUAGGCGUUGAUCUAUGCUGCAGUUCUUUAACUUUGGGCUAUUCUCUUGCUUUAUAAUUCUCCUCUCCGAACAAACAUUUUAUUUUUAAAUAUGCGAAACUGUUUAGUUUAUGGAUGUUGCUGAGAUUGCUAGUUGCAUCUCCUUUAAGCGUAAGAUGCAUUUCUUUCAUGAUACAACUGCUAGAACUUUACAGAACACAUGGGCCACAAAAACAACUUUUGAAUCAUUUCACAUCUAGAGAUGCAAGGCAGUCUUGAAUGCCCCCACCACGUAUCAAUCUGUUUUAUUAAUCGGCUCCUACAUUUUAUGAAAUAAAAAAAAAUAAAACGUGUAGUUUUAAGUAAACAUCAGGAGGCAGUCUUGCUGCUGUGAAAUGAGAAUAAAUAUGGCUUUUCUGACAAUGUAUCAACUUUGCUAAUAAACACCUCCUGUAGCUGUGUAAUUUGAAAUAGUUAUGCAAAAUAAACAUGAACAAUGAGUACGUAA
Messenger RNA from Spea bombifrons (plains spadefoot toad), 2280 nucleotides. It is a transcript of the gene RNF168, whose product is annotated as ring finger protein 168. The transcript has 7 exons. Gene Ontology annotation, biological process: double-strand break repair; protein ubiquitination. NCBI's taxonomy places the organism in Eukaryota, Metazoa, Chordata, Amphibia, Anura, Pelobatidae. Gene Ontology annotation, cellular component: nucleus; site of double-strand break. The record is from RefSeq and is a predicted model, not a curated record. Gene Ontology annotation, molecular function: ubiquitin-protein transferase activity; metal ion binding; nucleosome binding. Bases 67 to 1776 code for a protein of 569 amino acids.